Silurus meridionalis is the source of this 2870-nucleotide messenger RNA. RefSeq names its product heterogeneous nuclear ribonucleoprotein A3 (gene hnrnpa3). The record is from RefSeq and is a predicted model, not a curated record. The transcript is spliced from 11 exons. Lineage: Eukaryota; Metazoa; Chordata; Actinopteri; Siluriformes; Siluridae. The coding region runs from base 137 to 1165 and encodes 342 amino acids. Gene Ontology annotation, molecular function: RNA binding.
UGCGGAUACGCAAGGGCUCAGAGCGCUGUUUGGGACACAGGGACAGCUGUGUGUAGUGGAAGUUGCAAGCGCCGGGCAGCGCCAUUUUUCCCCCGACUUGUUUGUGUAAAUAUAGGUUGGGUGGCGACACUGCGACAUGGAGGGUAAAGAGAGUAAAGAGCCAGAACAGCUGAGGAAGCUGUUUAUUGGUGGUCUAAGCUUUGAGACAACAGAGGACAGCUUACGUGCUCAUUUUGAGCAAUGGGGAAAGCUCACAGACUGUGUGGUGAUGCGGGAUCCCGGGAACAAGCGCUCACGGGGCUUUGGCUUUGUAACGUACUCCUGUGUAGGUGAGGUGGAUGCAGCAAUGGCUGCCCGCCCCCAUAAAGUGGACGGUCGUGUUGUCGAGCCUAAACGAGCAGUUUCCCGUGAGGAUUCUAAUAAACCAGGGGCCCACUUGACAGUAAAAAAGAUCUUUGUUGGUGGGAUAAAGGAGGACACUGAAGAAUAUCACAUACGUGAAUACUUUGAGCGGUAUGGGAAGAUUGAAAGCAUUGACAUUAUGGAGGAGCGAUCAACAGGGAAAAAGAGAGGGUUCUGCUUUGUAACGUUUGAUGAUCAUGACACUGUGGAUAAAAUUGUUGCUCAGAAAUACCACACCAUAAACUCCCAUAACUGUGAAGUCAGGAAAGCACUACCUAAACAGGAAAUGCAGGCAGUUUCUAACCAGAGGUAUCGUGGUGGUGGAGGAGGUAAUUUUAUGGGCAGAGGUGGCAAUUUUGGAGGUGGCAACUUUGGCAGAGGUGGUUAUGGAGGAGGUCGAGGAGGCUAUGGGGAUGGCUAUGACGGAUUUGGUGGAGAUGGUGGGAACUAUGGCGGUGGACCAGGUUAUGGCGGUGGACGUGGAGGAUUUGGCGGUGGUCCUGGUUACGGUCACCAUGGUGGAGGGGGAGGAGGAGGGAGUUAUGGAGACAACUACAAUGAUGGACGCAACUUUGGUGGGAACUUUGGUGGAGGUGGAGGUGGAAACUACAAUGAUUUUGGGAAUUAUGGGGGACAGCAGUCAAACUAUGGCCCUAUGAAGGGAAAUAACUAUGGAGGGAGGAAUUCAGGUGGUCCAUAUGGAGGUGGCUAUGGUUCAGGCAGUGGUGGUGGUGGCAACAGCUAUGGUUCAAGGCGAUAUUAAUGUGUAUAUAUAUGGCUUCAGUUGGACAGUUAGCAGGAGAUGAGAUGAGUGGAGAGGAGAGGAGAUGAGAGGAGAGGUCAGGAAAGCAGCAGGUUACUAUGAGAAAGCCAGGACCUGCUAGUCAGAGCACUAAAAAUGGAGACAUAAAGAAGGACUGUUUCCACUAGCUACAAUGAGCAAGGGUGUAGCCAGAUACACAUGACCUAGUAUGUGUCAGUAUAUGUACAUUCCUUUAAUAUUUUUUGCUAGAUUUUUACCCCCUUCGUAUAUAAUUUUGCCCAUUUCCGAAAAAUUUCGUUUUAUUUUUCCAGAGUUAUAUACCAAGUGUCGUAGAUGUUGCGUAAGCUUUUGAAUAAUAUGGUCUUAAAUGAUUUUCUCUUUACUCUAUUAGAUUUAUAACUUCGAUUUAUAGCGAUUUUGUUAUUUAAAAAGUCACAAACUAGCUGCCAACUAUGGUAUAAUUUUUGGUUACCGUAAUGUUUUGGUUUCAUGGCAGUGAUUCUUAUCAGUGUCAAGUGUAAAUUUCUGUUAGUGUGUUUGUUUUGUCUUACGUUGUGUAAAAAAAAUUUAUAAGCAGUAUAGAUUUGUCAGAUUGGGGGGCAUGUAACAGAUCCAUUUGUACAAAUAGAAGUCUAGAUUGUUAAAAUCUAUUGAAAAGUGAAAAAGAAACCAGAUUAAAUAAAAUGUAGAAAAUUCCCUAAUCAAAGUUAAGUGCAUCAUUGAGUCUGGAAGAAAGUGCAGUUUUGAGUGUUUGUUGAAUGUGUUCUAAUGGAAGUGUAGCUAAUGAACUCAGACACUUCAACACAUUAUGAGGAUAAUAUACAUGUUGCUCACACAUAUAUAUGAGCAAAGGGGUAUCGAGAUCUAGCCAAAUACCACCAAGCAGGUCUCAGUUGCCCAGUGUGGAUGUAAGACAGAGCCUCAACUGGACCAGACAGCAAGUUGUGUCAGAAAAGAGGAGGGAGAAAAAACAAGGGAGCACCGAAAGCCAAGUCUGUGGAGCAAAGUCAUCAGGUGUCACACCAGAAAGCUAGCAUCUGUUUUUUUCCAAUACUAGCCUAAGCGCCAAAAGCAGCUGACGCUAGUGAAGAAAGGCUAGCGAGUACCUGGACCCAAGAAGCGUGACAGCCAAUGCUAGCCAGCAAAGGAAGGGAAGUGAGUAUGAGGGGUUUGAGACACAAGUGAAAGAGACCACAAAAGAAGAAACUUGCAUGUUUUAGGACCAGGUAAGAGUAACCAUUCUGCUUAAUUUACAGAUUGAAACUGAAGUGGCUGCUCAACAAAUCUUGUAUGACACGUUUUCAGCGAAAGGUCUGGAUGGGUAAGAUUAAUUCCUCAAAAUAUGUGUGGACAAUUUUGCGGUAUCUUCCCAUAGUCUCAGACAGACACUACUGAAGUUUCUAGACUUGUGGUACUUGUUGAAUCUGUUGAUGCAUUGUUGACUUCACAAAAAAAGUUUUCCUUUUCACUUGAAUUACAUAAUAUCACAUGCGUUUUAAUUAAGAAGUAACACAAACUUUCCAUUUGAAAUUUAAACCUUUAUUUUUUCCCCCCAAAGAUUGUUUUAAAUUUCAGAACUAUUUGUUAUAAGAAUUAUGAUACUUUUGCAACAUUGUUUUAAAGCAUUCGGUAUGUUAUUUUACAUUCAUACAGUACUUGCCAGGCGAGGCCUAUAUGCAUAUAAAAACUGAAUUUUUCUCAAGUA